AUGCUACCUCCGUGCCUUACAGAGCGUACUGGAGAAACUGAAAGGUUCAUUGCAGAUUACGACGUAUGUCUCCCAUUGUUAGUACUGUAUACGAAACAAUUUGCUCAUGCUUAUUUAUAAUCAGACAUUUCUCCUAGAUUGCGACGGUAUUGAAUUACGCACAAGUAGUCAAAUUCCACAUGCGACUAACGAAAGAUUUAGGGGUAAUCUGGUCCGGAAAUGAAGCUAUCCUAGGGGUGGCAAAAACAAUUCAAUCGUUGGAAAACGCUGGUAUGUCCAAGUAACCGAACAUGGUGCAUCUUAGUUAACAACACCAAACAAGGAAAGAGAAUGAUUUUCGUGACCAACAAUUCCACAGAAUCCCGUAGCCACCAACUUGCUCAACUACAAAAAUUCGGAAUUUCUUGCAGUAUAGAGCAGAUCUUCACUUCGGGAUACUGCACCGCAAUCUAUCUCUCUCAAAUUCUCAACCAGCGAUCUCAAACACAAAAAAGCGUUUUUGUGAUCGGAAAUCCGGCAAUCGUCUCUGAGCUUUCAGAGGCAGGUCUUUCAGUGAUCGAUCCUAGCACCGAUGCAUAUUUCUCAGAAGAAGUAGUCCUGGGUCACUUCGAAAAGAUCGCUACCGGAACACCGCUGCAUUCAGAUGUUGGUGCAGUGGUGGUUGGCAUGGACUUGAAGUUUAACUACCUCAAGCUUUGCCACGCAAUGCACUAUAUCCGCAACGGCGCUCUCUUCAUAGCAACCAAUACUGAUUCUACAUUCCCAAUUUUCGACACCGUCUUUCCUGCCGCGGGGUUCAUCAGUGCGGCUUUAUCACAUACGCUUGAUGUGAAGCCACGUGUAAUGGGAAAACCGAGUCAACUGAUGAUGGAGGUUGUGAAGAAGCGAUAUGAUUUGAACUUGCGGCGCACUUGUAUGGUGGGCGACAGGCUAGAUACGGAUAUCAGAUUUGGAGUUGAAGGUGGUUUGGGAGGCACGCUACUCGUGUUAACAGGGGUGUGUGGAGAGGAUGACUUGAAGAAGGCAGAAAAGAAUGCUGAAGAGGGAACGUUGUUGCCUACAGCUUUUGCGAGAAGCUUCUCAGUGCUAGACACUGAGGAUGAAGUGUCGGGCUUAGAGUAA
This is a messenger RNA of Hymenoscyphus albidus, 1122 nucleotides long. The record is from the annotation of a GenBank genome assembly. Lineage: Eukaryota; Fungi; Ascomycota; Leotiomycetes; Helotiales; Helotiaceae.